AACAAGUCUAUCGCUUAUCGAUAGUCAGAACGCCGCUAAUUAAAAGCAGAAAAGAGUGUCAUUUACGCAAUUGCAGUACAACUGGUUUAGCAAUAUUUUUAAUAAAGCUAAUUUGUGAGGCAACUGGACCUUUUACCGAGGGUUAACAGCGGCUUAGAGCCACUCAAACAAUUCGCGCCCGCCGAACAUAUACACAAAGCGCGCACAGGGUUGCAUCUGGCGCCGUCGUCACACACCAACAUUAACAUACACAAGUACACAAAUACGCAAGAGAAAGUACCGAGCCAUUUUGAAAAAAUACAAUUCCGCCAUAUUUACCGGCAAAAUUCAAAAUAUUUACACUGCCGGUGGUCACCAGAGUGGCGUCCACCGUAAAGUGCAUCAAUCAGGUGCCGGGCCAGCAGCGUGGCGGGGCGGAGCGAACGGAGCGCAUCAGCCAGUCGCCGUCUGCCGCCACAAAGCAGCACAAUAAGCGAUAGGCGGAGGAGAAGAGGCAAGCAAGCUGUGAGUUGUUAGCGAAGGUGGGACAGGACAGGAAAGGCCAAAAGCGAGCACGCAGUUGCGCGGCGGUGGCUACCACUCGUACACUCACACAGACACGCGCAUACACCAAGCAGCGCGCCGCACACAUACGCACAAGGAAAAAACACACACAGACAGGCGGAUAGAAGGGAACGCGCAGAGCAGCAACAGCCAGAAUCCAUAACCGCGAUGACAAGUCAUCACCACGGCGUCGGCAGCUUCCAGCCGCAGCUGCAACACCACCAGCACCAUCAGCAUCAGCACCAGCUACGCGCCCCGGUUGUUAAGAACCUCUCGCUGGCUGCAGCCGCCGAGCCAUUGCAUUUGGGCUCUGCCUCCGCUUAUUUCACGCAUGUGCUGCCGCCACCAACGGCGCCCACCAUUGGGACGGAGCAGGACCCGUACACUAGUGUCUUAGAGGGAUCCGAUCACAUGGGUGCGGAGAACGAGAGCUUCUUGAUCGAGGAGAUAAUCGAUGAUUAUGACGACGAGGCGAACAUUGUGGUAGACACCGGUGAGUUCUUUAUCGCUGGUGAUGUCUACGAGUACUACCCGGUGGAUCGGCUGGACAGGCUCACCUCGGUGGCCACGGCGGAUGCACUGCCACCGCCCAUCAUUAUGCAGCAGACAAGCGACGACGAAGAAUUUAUUGAGGAGGACGGCAUGCAGAUGUCCUCCUCCUGUGACGGCGAAGGCGAUAUAGAGGAUGAGGAGCCCGAUACUGAUGCCGUGCCAGCGAUGACGAAUGCGUUUGAGAUCGCAUCCGAGAUGCUAACCACCAUCGAGGCAACGAACAUCAAGGAGGAACAGCUGGAGAACGAGUUCUACAUGAAGGCCGGCGAGGAUUCGAAUAGCUCUAAUAACCAGCUACAGGACUUUAAGCUGUUCGGCACCAGUCGCGUGGAAUCGCGGCAAAUGGGCGUCAAUUCGGCCACUAAGCGAUGGAAGCAAACAAAAGUUCCCAUACGGAUUACCCAGGACGAGUUUAAUGUCACAUUGUGGUCCUCUUUAAACUCUGAAGACGAAGACGAGGAGGAGGAACUGGAUGAGCCCCCCGGUUCCACUGUGGGUACACGAACAACCUCUGCAUCUGCAUCCAACGUCGCGCGGAACGACGAAAACGGUUCCCCCGGCAUGCCAAAGCUGAUCAUCGAUGAACAUAUGAUCAACCACGAUGUGCUGAGCGACGGGAUUGGUAACGAGUACGUCAUCCUGCCUGAUCCCUUUAGCACCUCUUCGGUAACAGACGUUGAAGAGGUGGUCAAUGCAUUUAUGGACGAUGUCAAGGGCGAGGAGGACAGCCAGCCUCUAAGCGAGCAGUUCAUUUAUGCGGACAACGAUCUGGACGAGGUGUACGGCAACAUUGAGCUCAUCGAGAAUAUGCCGAACAACGUGGAGUUAAUGCAGACACCGUCAGGUCCAGCAGCGGCUUCGGGCCACCUGUCUGCUUCCGGCGUGACCAAAAUCAAUGGAUGUGUGGCGACUCCCCAGGCAUCUCUACCAAAAUUGGUGCUCCAGAACAGCAGCACCAAUGUCCGACUGAAAAGCGCCGGCAGUCAGUCAAAGGUGACCAAGAGGCAACUCAGUACAGCGUUGCCGGUGGCUACGCCAACGCCACCGCCUCCCCUUGUAGCGGCCAGCAUUCUAACCCGGCCGAGACCUACUAAUGUGACCAAAACACCAGCAGCACAAGGAGUAACGGGGACAGCAAACCAGACAACUGCGGGAGCAGCCGGUGCCGCCGGCGAGGAGGAUGAGGAGCCCAAGUUCCGUUGCUCGCAUCGGGGAUGCAACAAAGAGUUCCGCAACCAUUCGGCCAUGCGCAAGCACAUGCAUACGCACGGCCCUCGCGGCCAUGUGUGCAACGUGUGCGGCAAAAGCUUCGUGGAGAGCUCGAAGCUGAAGCGCCACCAGCUGGUGCACACUGGCGAGAAGCCCUUCGAGUGCACUUUCGAGGGCUGUGGCAAGCGGUUCUCCCUGGACUUCAAUCUGCGCACCCACGUUCGGAUACACACCGGUGAUCGGCCCUACCACUGUCCCAUUGACGGCUGCUCCAAAUGCUUUGCCCAGUCGACGAACCUUAAGUCGCACAUGCUGACGCACACGAAGCCGAAACGGAAGUGGCCGAGGACGCCACAGGUCAGCAACAACAACAAUAACAACAGCAACAAUAAGGCACCCCUGGUGGCCAGGUAUGGUCGCCUAGAAUUUGGAGAGGAUCCUCGCCUGGUAUACGUCGAUCAGAACGGGGUGAUGCUUCUGGACGAGGCGUCACCCACAUCCUAACUAGCAGUGCGCAUCAAUGUCUUUCUGGCCCUGGUCCUGGCCUGAGAGGACACUGAGAUGCAGCGAGUUUUAAAGCUGAUUGCGAGAAAUUGUACAGUUAGUUGUAGCCAGUUUUUAUCUCUAUCUGUAAACCUAUCGAGCGGAUGAUCUGCAGCGCGCGCGCAUUUCUCACCUGGUGAAGACAUCCGCCGCCUGUCGCCGCCACCCUCUUAAGUAACUAGUACUAAGCUCCUCUUCUCUAACAAAUCGGCUUGCAGUGCAACGGAACCUAGAUUAUAGCCAUCAUAAUAUAUGUUUCCUUCGUGGAUGGAUAGUGGUCAACGAAAGGAUAAACACCUUAGUAUGUAGUGUAGGCUUAAGUAAACCUCACCCCCCCCCCCAUUUUAAUCCCGAAUCAAUCAGCGUACCCGAAGAACCCAGCCAGACUGCCCCAUAAAAACAAUAAUAACCAAUAACCACAAUCCAAUCUGAACCGUGUGCGGUCUUCGCUCGAAUAACAAAACGCGCGCACGCUCUUUUCUACGAGAAAGCAACAAACAACAAAUAAGAAACUAGAUUCUAACAAUAUUCAGUAACACACACCAUAGGCUAUCUAUAUAUAUAUUUUUGUAAUGAAUUGUAACACUUAGAGAGCAUUGAAGUACAGAGUUUAAGUACGGAUUUACCAUAGAAGAAACAUGAGCAAACAAUUCACAAAUGGAAGGAAGCACUUCAGUUAUGUCGGAAUUAAACAAGGGAAUACCUCUUCAAAAUUAAACGAAAAUAAAACAAGGAAAAACAA
Drosophila serrata is the source of this 3589-nucleotide messenger RNA. It is a transcript of the gene phol, whose product is annotated as pleiohomeotic like. Lineage: Eukaryota; Metazoa; Arthropoda; Insecta; Diptera; Drosophilidae. Gene Ontology annotation, molecular function: DNA-binding transcription factor activity, RNA polymerase II-specific; RNA polymerase II cis-regulatory region sequence-specific DNA binding. The record is from RefSeq and is a predicted model, not a curated record. Gene Ontology annotation, biological process: regulation of transcription by RNA polymerase II. Gene Ontology annotation, cellular component: chromatin; transcription regulator complex; PcG protein complex.